Messenger RNA from Peronospora matthiolae, 1275 nucleotides. The record is from the annotation of a GenBank genome assembly. NCBI's taxonomy places the organism in Eukaryota, Oomycota, Peronosporomycetes, Peronosporales, Peronosporaceae.
AUGCACACUUCAAAAGUCCUAGCACUCCAUGCUGUCGUGCUCGCCUCUGUCUCGGAGACAGGAGCGAGUUCGGACCCAGCGACUGUGCCAUACCCGCUGUGUGUUUUCGCUAUUGGCGACUAUGGCUCAACUUUGGCGAGGGAGUCGUGUUGCGUCCGUUCGUCGUCGUUCAACAACUAUGACGUCCACGCUCAGGACGUUGUCGCAAGCUUAAUGAACACAGAGGCUGGCAAUAUCGCUGCCAAGCCCCAGGCUAUCAUCGGACACGGUGACAACUUUUACUGGAACGGCAUCAUCAGUCGUGAAGCACGCGACUCUCGGUUCACCUCGACGUUCGAAGACAAGUACGACGGCCUGAACAUUAACACCAUUCCUUUCGUGAAUGUGAUGGGCAACCACGACUAUGGCGGGUCGAGCUUCGUCUGCAACAUUGGCGACAAUCCAUCCAAGUGCGACAGCACCGAGGCGCUGAUCCAGGGUCUUGAGAAUAAAUUCCGAUGGCAAUCUGAGUACACGAGUCCGAACGACAACCGUUGGAUUCUAAAAGAUCACUUCUACGUCCAUCGGGUUGAAGACGCGGCAACGGGUGUCAGUAUUGACAUCUUCAACAUCGACACGAACGACGCCGAUGUGCAUGGAGCCAUGCAAGUUUGCUGUCAAUGCUUUGGGUACUCGAACGGCAACAGUGGCGUCUGCAAAUCCGUUGGGCGUGGCCAUGAGUUCUGCUGUGGUGGGGACACGGGUAUGUUUGAUACCUGCAUGGCCAAGUUCACCGAGUGGGGCGACGACUCGCGCGCUCAGAUCGCUGAAAAGGUCAAGCAGUCCACUGCGACGUGGAAGGUCGUUAAUAGCCACUACAGUCCUUACAACCACUACGCUCAGAAAGGCAUGAACAAGUGGUUCGACACUUUGCGAGGCUUGGGCGUCAACGUCUGGAUAAAUGGCCACGCUCAUGCUGAAAAGCACGACUUCUCGGUGCCGCUGGGCAUUCACUUUUUGGAGAAUGGCGCGGGAGGUGGAAUUCAGAAAGAGCCUGCUAGUGGCAUCCCGGAUUAUGCUGCUGGAUUUAUUAAGAAUGAGUGGAGCUACUCUGGUGACGAGUACGGCUUCAUGUCUUUGCAGGCUUCGUGGGAAUGGAUGAAGCUGCAGUAUCACACAGCAGACAAGUCGUGGUCGUUUGGAGAGGAUUUUAACACCACGAAGAUCGGGGGCGUCGAAACCAAGCACUGCUGGUACAUUCCUCUGGAUGGUACGGAGGGCAGACGAUGCUACUAG